Messenger RNA from Centruroides sculpturatus (bark scorpion), 1425 nucleotides. RefSeq lists its product as uncharacterized. The record is from RefSeq and is a predicted model, not a curated record. The transcript is spliced from 5 exons. Bases 1 to 1026 code for a protein of 341 amino acids. Gene Ontology annotation, molecular function: ATP binding. NCBI's taxonomy places the organism in Eukaryota, Metazoa, Arthropoda, Arachnida, Scorpiones, Buthidae.
AUGUAUCAUAUUUUACAGGCUUCUUGUAUUCAACAGCCUGUGAGAUGUUUGAACAUUCAUGAAUUUCAGAGCAAACAGUUAAUGGCAGAUAAUGGAAUUCAAGUUCAGCGUUUUAAAGUAGUUGAUUCAAUUGAACAAGCGGAUCUUAUUGCUAAUACAUUUGGUAACUUAAUAGGAUUUCGUUUCUUUUCAGCCGUAGAAAUCCGACGCAUUUCCGUGCCAAAGUGGGUUCAGAAUGGAACUGAUUCUGUGAUUUUAGACUGUGAAUACGUCUACAACGAGAACGACAUCAGACUGGUGGUAAAGUGGUUCUUCAACGAUAACUUGGAACCGGUAUACCAAUGGAUACCAGAACUGAACAUGCGACAUACAUCGGGAAUACUUCAGGGUCGUUUAGAUCUGAAUUUCAGCGUGAACACGGUCGACGCUUAUUCUCGUUACAGGGCUCUGAAGGUCUUGAAUCCAACAACGGAGCUAAGUGGCAAAUACACUUGUCUCGUGACAUCACUAGCGGGGCAAGACUCCCGGGAACAGAACAUGACAGUUUAUGUUCCUGCCGCUACCUUCGACGUUAAUUAUAUCGAAACCGGGAAGGAUCUCAACUUAACGUGUGAAGCUCAAGGUCUAUAUCCUCGUCCCAAUCUUCGACUUUAUCUAUUGUCGUCGGGGGAGACUAUGAGGCAACAGUUAGAUUCAAAGAAGACGGUGGAGAAACAGUCUCACGGCGUAUAUAACAUCCAACUUCAUCGGAUGAUACCAUCGUUGGGACUACAAAAGUCUGAAGGAUCGGUCUUUGAAUGCCAACUUGAAAUUCAGGGGUCCACCUAUACCAGCACAAAGAGAAUCGCUUAUUAUCCAGGCAUCGCCAGACCGGCUUCUGACAUGACAAGGGACUUGACGGCAGGAGUUCGAGUAUUUAUUCCUUGGUCAAAAGUGUGGAUAACGACACUAGCAAUCACGGUGCCAAUGAUAGGGAAAAUGUUCAUCACAGCGGCAUCACCGAUUUGCAAGAAACAAUUCUGUUGAACAUCACAAAUGCAAGUGACAAGUAUAUUGGAAAACUGAGAGAAAUUAUUUCGCUCUUGGAAAUUCUGUUACCGAAUGGAAGUAACAGCGAUUGUAUAUGUCGGCAUAUCGUGCACUUUGUUAUUUAAAAAAAAAAAAUUAAAAAAAAGCGGCAAUGACGUUUUCUCUGGAUGGGAAGUUGUGAUUUUCGCGUCUAGCCUUCACCCGAAGAAGCCAUGCAUAUUGUAGUGUCCACAGAUGUUGUAUUCUGGGUAACUUUUUAAAGCUGUACAUAUUGAAUUUUGAAUGGUUCUGAUCCUUUAAUCCGUUUAUUGAUAUUAUUAAAGACGUGUUGAAUACAGAUUGUAUUCUGCUAUCGAAUUCACCGACCAAUAUUUUAUGUUUUUUCUAGUCAUAUCA